Pyricularia grisea is the source of this 1219-nucleotide messenger RNA. RefSeq lists its product as uncharacterized. The record is from RefSeq and is a predicted model, not a curated record. NCBI's taxonomy places the organism in Eukaryota, Fungi, Ascomycota, Sordariomycetes, Magnaporthales, Pyriculariaceae. The coding region runs from base 118 to 1101 and encodes 327 amino acids. The transcript is spliced from 2 exons.
CAACACCAAGGAAAAAUUCAGCGCAUCACCUUCACCGUCUUAGUAGCAUCCAACACAACACCAAAGCCAGGGUUUCGUAUACUUGUGUACUAAUUUGCCCUGUUUGGCCGUUUAGUCAUGUAUAACUCCUCACAGCAUCAGUCCAAGGAUAGCGACUGUUUCCACAACACAUGCCUCCCCGCAGCUGCAUGGGACCACGGUGAGGACUGGUCUGGCAUUACGGAUCAGAAAGAACGCAAGAGGCUACAGAAUAGGUUGAACAAGCGAAUGUCAAGGCAGAGGAUGAGAACAAAUCGCUUCCCGAAAAACGCAUUCGUCUCAUCAUCAACAACAACCUCCGACUCCUCCUGUCCCGGCUCAACCUCAUCUUCACCUCCACAGGACUUGGCGCCAUAUGUUGCUUCUAGUCCUCUCCCGGUCGACGUGCUCACCACAGCCGGGCCGACAUUUAAUUCUUCCUCGAGCGACGACAUCGCACAGAGCCUAGCGUUCCUGGAGCGGUUCGCAGAGCAUGCCCUGUCGAGUUAUGGGGUUGGGUGCCCGUGUGCAGACCACCACCUGGAUUUAAUCGAACUCAAAGUCAUCAAUGGCUUCACCAUGAACGCCGAAGCGUUGGGAUUCACGUUUGACUGGCUCCUGUGCGGGUUUGUGUCGCCCUUUGGGCCUCCUCUGGAGCUUCCCCGGAAAAAGGGCCAACCUGAUCAAGACCAGCGACCCGGAGCCAUCACGCGCCCGAUGCCACCAACCCUCGUCCCCACGGCCCUGCAGCAGAGGAUGAGGCAUCACCCGUGGCUGGAUCUGUUUCCGCUGCCCAGACUGCGCGACAACUUGGUGCUUGCCGACAUGUCUCCGAGUGACUUGAACGAGCUUUUCAAGUACGUCAUCGACGCAGGAGGCGGGGAGAGGGGACGGACCGGCAUGUUGGUCUGGGGGGAACCGUGGGUCCCUCGCAACUGGGAGGUCAGCGACCUCUUCCUGGAAAGGUGGGGCUUCCUUCUCCGGGGAUGUCCCGAGAUGAUAGUCUCUUCGAAUCACUGGCGGCGCCAGAGACGUGAGAAACCCAUUGCGGACCCGAAGUCGUUUGUACAAGAUGUAUCUUAACUGCAGCCUCGCCUCUAGUAAUAAGCUGCAUUACUUGGACGAUGGAGUCCAUAUUCACAUGCGUGGAUGAUAAAGCACGCAAUUUAUACCUGAAAUAAUGCAGCCGUUUUAUAAAUUC